UCAGUUCCCUUGCGAGUAACGGAGUGCCAUUUCGGAUCCUGCAAAGGGUUUUGUUGCAAAGGGUGUUGAGUUGUUGAUAAAGUAAACGUGAACAAACAACUGUAAUUAUAAUGGCGGAUCCAUUAACUUUACUUCGGCAAUAUAACGUAAGCAACAAACUCAUUCACGAGGAGGAUGGCAAAAUCAUUUUUGGCGAAUACGCUUGGCCAAAAAAUGUUAAAACAAAUUAUGUCAUAUACGGAACGGCUAAAGACGGCGCGAAGGAAUACUACACUCUGGACACUUUACUACAUUUUUUAAAGAAUGUUUCAUUAAAUCACGCCAAUUAUGUGCGGCAAACUGCGAAUGCUGGUGUUAGCGUCGUGCGUCGGCCGGACCGAAAAGAUAUUCUGCAGUACCUCAAUGGAGAAACUCAGACUUCGGCCAGUAUCGACAAGUCAGCACCUCCAGUCGUACCGAUCACUCUUAAAAGAUCGGCUGAUACUAGAGGCCAAGAUGGAACCAAACGUCCACGUAUGGAAGCUACUGAAGUACAAAAAGCAAAAGAACAAUUUCAAGCUCGUCUGGAUGCAUCCAAAGAGGAUGCAAUCACAACCGAGAACAUCUCAUCGCUGUCAGAUAAACUUUCAGUCGAAAAAAUUGCUGCUAUUAAAGCUAAACGUUUGGCUAAAAAGAAAAAUACAAUUAAAAUCGGCGAUGAUGAUCUCGAGCCAAUUUCAUCCGAGCUCCAGCACAUGCUUGAUUAUGAGAAAGAGCAUACGACGGUGAUCUUAUCUCGGGAACGGGUGUGGCGGAACCGAAUUACGAUUCUACAGGCAAAUGGAAAAAACUUUGCCAAGACCAUUUUCCCCAUCCUGCAGUCGAUCGCUGCUCGGGCACAUGGAGGAGGACAUCAGCCAACGAAAAGACCACUGUUGCCUCAGGCAACGCCGCAAAGCGUGACAGCUGUACGGCAAAUUCCACCUCAACCAACAACCUACAGCAGAUACGAUCAGGAGCGAUUUGAGAAAAGAAAAGAAACGGAAGGAUUCCAGAUCGAUACGAUGGGAUCGUAUCACGGAAUGACCCUGAAAUCAGUGACAGAGGGGUCACGUCCUCAGCGUCCCUCGAUGGCUCCGGUCAAUUUAUCGCCGAGAGCUCCACCUGGUAGCCGCAAUAGCAUCGGCGGAGGAGUCUCUCCUGGUGUACCCCAGAAACGGGUUUCUCGCACCCCCAUAAUCAUUAUUCCUGCUGCCACCACCUCCCUCAUAACAAUGUUCAACGCAAAGGACAUCCUCGAGGAUCUUAAAUUCAUCAGCUCAGAUGAAAAACGUAAAGCCGGGGUUAGAAGAGAGCAGGCGGUCAUUAUUCAGCACAGGAGAGUCGGUUCAACGUUAACACAGCCAUACAAGGUGAUAGACGACCCGCGACACCUGCGACCAGAAGAUUGGGACCGCGUCGCAGCUGUGUUUGUACAGGGCCCCACCUGGCAGUUCAAAGGAUGGCCGUGGGGUGGAAAUCCCGUUGAAAUCUUUGCACGCAUUCGAGCGUUCCACAUGAAAUGGGAUGAAGAGGCGCUGGACUCAAAUGUCGAGAAAUGGUCUGUGACCGUUAUUCAGCUCUCGAAGUACAAACGUCACCUUGAUCGGGCCAAUCUCCUUCAUUUCUGGGAGAUACUCGGCAGAAAUUCACAGGGUGGAAAUCCAGCCCUUCGACGAUAGUCUGCAUAUACAUCUGCAUAUACACAGCAUUCUGUAAAUAAACAUAGGUGCAUAAAUCAAUAAAUGCACAUUGCAUAAUAAAAGUCGGCAUUGUGCAUACACAUUGAUCGAAAUUUGUAAAUAUCCUAAUUGCACUAGUGGCAAGCACCGGUAGCAAUUCGCGAUGAUAGAAAUUAAUUUAUCAUUUGAAUACAUAUAUUAGUCGCUGGACACGCUUAGAUCCGGUCGCACCAACAUAAAAUGUUCAAUGAUAUCGUAUGCUAUAUCUAUGCCGAUUCUAAUCGUAGAAUCUUUGUAUGAAUAACGUAUGCCUUCCUUGGUUGUUAUGAGUCAAAUAAAUGCUCUACCGAACCACACCACACCUACGCAUUGCUGUUUCGAUAUAGUCUUGCGGUAUUCCUGCAGCGGUUCAAGCCAGAUUAUCAGGCGUGUUUUGACCGUUAGCAAAGGUAACCGGUAACGUUUUGCGCGCGGAAAAGAUCUAUGACACCAAAUACAAGCUUCAUACGCUCAUCCCUACUAACAAUAAGGUGUCAACGAGGCGGGGGAAAAACAAUAUAUUUGUUUGAAAUUUUUAACUACAACAUUUUGAAUACAUUUUGAAUUAAGAUUCAAAAUGUUUUCUUAUAUUUUUCACCAUGAAUGCUUGCAUGAAAUAAUUGUACAAAAAUUAUACUGUAAUUUCACAAACAUUAAUAGUACUAUCAAUGUUUGUGAAUCUACAAAUUGCCAAUCUGUAUGUAUAUGAUA
Varroa destructor (honeybee mite) is the source of this 2450-nucleotide messenger RNA. RefSeq names its product parafibromin-like. NCBI's taxonomy places the organism in Eukaryota, Metazoa, Arthropoda, Arachnida, Mesostigmata, Varroidae. Gene Ontology annotation, molecular function: RNA polymerase II complex binding. The record is from RefSeq and is a predicted model, not a curated record. Gene Ontology annotation, biological process: positive regulation of transcription elongation by RNA polymerase II; transcription elongation by RNA polymerase II. Gene Ontology annotation, cellular component: Cdc73/Paf1 complex.